Messenger RNA from Phaethon lepturus (White-tailed tropicbird), 780 nucleotides. Its product is annotated as UDP-N-acetylglucosamine/UDP-glucose/GDP-mannose transporter-like. The transcript is spliced from 9 exons. Gene Ontology annotation, cellular component: Golgi apparatus. The record is from RefSeq and is a predicted model, not a curated record. NCBI's taxonomy places the organism in Eukaryota, Metazoa, Chordata, Aves, Phaethontiformes, Phaethontidae. The annotation marks the transcript as partial. Gene Ontology annotation, molecular function: antiporter activity; GDP-fucose transmembrane transporter activity.
AUGUCGGGGAACGUCCUGAGGCUCCAGUCGGUGUCUUCCAAUUUCAGGGGCCGCUUACGCCCAGUAUGUACCACUUCUGCAACACCGCCCGACGGCAGGGUCAUGCUUGAGAAGUACGCCAGCCUUUUCCUCAAAAACCUUGUUGUUAUUGCCAGCCUCGAGGCUGGCGUUUCGCUGUAUGUAUAUAGAGAAUUAUCAGUUACUGCCACAUCUUUAUUGGUUUUAAUUAUUAAAUACCUGUUUAUGCUUUUCAGCUUUCCAUCACCAAUGUUUCUUGGAAUUGGACAGAUGGCAGCCACUAUACUUAUCUUGUAUGUGUCAAAAUUAAAUAAGAUUGUUCACUUCCCCGAUUUUGACAAAAGCAUACCUGUGAAGUUGUUUCCUCUGCCUCUGAUUUAUGUUGGAAACCACAUAAGUGGAUUAUCAAGUACCAGCAAACUCAGUUUGCCGAUGUUUACAGUGCUCAGGAAGUUUACCAUUCCACUUACUUUACUGCUGGAAAUCAUCAUACUUGGGAAACGAUACCCACUGAGUAUUAUAGUCAGCGUAUUUGCCAUCAUUCUUGGGGCUUUCAUAGCAGCUGGGUCUGAUCUGUCUUUUAAUCUGGAGGGCUACACCUUUGUAUUGCUAAAUGAUAUCUUCACAGCGGCAAAUGGAGUUUACACGAAGCAGAAAAUUGAUCCAAAGGAGUUGGGAAAAUACGGUGUCCUUUUCUAUAAUGCUUGUUUCAUGGUGGUUCCAACAGUUAUUAUUAGCUUUUCUACUGGAGACUUUCAGCAG